ACACUUUUCCUGUUUUCCAAUUUUUUCCCUCAGAGAGUGGCAUUAUUCAAUGACAAAAAAAACACGUUAGAAACACAGAUCGCGCUCUCGCCGAACCCGUUCGGUAUUGUACCUAUAGUUUUUAUUACGAUACGCAGUGGCAAGUGCGAUUGUGUAUUGUGCUUUGCGAACAGUCCGAGCGAUGACUCGGUUGAUCUAUCAACACGCCGCUGCCGCCGCCACUGCUUUACGGAGGACUAUGGUGCUACUACUUUUGCUGUUGAUGUUCUCCUUGUCGUUGUUUCCAUCGGUCACUGCCGAGUGCCCGGACAGAUGCAUGUGCCAAUAUGGGGGGGUCGACUGCUAUAAACUGAAACUGGAUCGGAUUCCCGACCGCAUACCUCCGGACACCAAAGAGCUAUUAUUGUUUGGAAAUAAAAUUGAAAACAUCGAGACUGGGGUUUUUAAUAACUUGACGAGUUUGAAGCACUUAGACUUAGAUGACAACAAAAUCCAAAAGCUCGAUUUUGUACAAUUUAAGGGAUUAACAAGACUGAAUGUACUGAGUUUGAGCUAUAAUAAAAUCAGGGAUAUCGAACCGAAAUCAUUUACCCAUCUUACAGAGUUAAAAACCUUAACGUUGGACUACAAUGAAAUAAGUUAUUUGAAAAAUGGUGUAUUUGCAAACCUUUCAAAGCUUCAGGCAUUAUCAUUGGAUAAAAAUAAAAUUGAAAACAUCGAGACUGGGGUUUUUAAUAACUUAACGAGUUUGCAGUACUUAUUCUUGGAACGGAACCAAAUCCAUAAGCUCGAUUUGGAAAUGUUUAAGGGACUUAUAAAACUGGAUAUACUGGAUUUAAGCCACAAUAUGAUAAGAAACAUUCCACCUGGGAUAUUCGAUUCAUUAACGUCCUUAAGUCUUUUAAAGCUUGACCAUAACCCGCUGAGGUGUGAUUGCAAUAAUCUGUUGUUUGUAAACGCGCUGAAGAAAAAUUACCCCCAGCUAGAUGUAUUCGGGGAUUACGACUCGUUGUGCCUUUUUCCAGUAGAAAUGAGCGAAAAAUCGUUGAAAGAAUUAACCGAAAACGAUUUUCAAUGCACGCCUCCGGAUGUAAUCGUGGUACCGGAGAACAAAACGGUGUUGGUCGGUGAAGAGUUACAACUCUCGUGCAAAGCUGUAGGAGACCCGGAACCUUUGAUAACGUGGGCCAAAGACGACAUUUAUCUGGAACUUGGCCAAAGAGUUCAGGUAUUUCAAAAUAAUACAUUGAUUAUAUCUAAAGUGGAAAGAACGGACGGUGGUCAAUAUAAGUGCGUGGCGACCAAUUAUCUUGGACGAAAAUCUUUUGAGUCGAUGGUUAACAUAAACGGUUUGGUGGAAGAUGGUUAUAACACCAUGUUUGGAAUAACACAAUUUUUUAUUUUUAUUAAUAUUAUACUUGUGAUUUGUGUAUUUUAUACAUUAUUUUAUCGUAAUGUUAGUGCAUCGCUUAUUGUGUAAAAUGCACAACUGUAAAAUAUAAAAUUAAGUAACCAGAACUUGCAGAACUACAAUAUAUAGUAUAAUAUAUUUUAUUAUUUUCUGUACAAUCGACUGUUUUUAAUUUAUACGAUAAUUUCUAGUGAAAUACGAUAAUUUUAUAGACACUGUACAAUCAUCACUCUCUCCUAACCUGGCAAAACUCCGACUAUUGCUUCAUUAAUAUACCUUAAAUCUAUUAUACUUUGUUAAAUGUAAUUCGUUAAAUUGUAAUUAUUACUAGUUUUAGUGUAUUAUAGCGUGUACUGUGUUUAUUAUUGUUAUUUUGUUUCGAUAAUUUAUAUACUUGUUGAGAAAUUAUAUACUACACCAUUGUAUAAUAUA
Molecule: messenger RNA, 1843 nt
Organism: Acyrthosiphon pisum (pea aphid)
Lineage: Eukaryota; Metazoa; Arthropoda; Insecta; Hemiptera; Aphididae
Product: peroxidasin homolog
Exons: 10
Coding region: 182-1480 (432 amino acids)
Molecular function (GO): protein binding
Source: RefSeq, a predicted model, not a curated record